This is a messenger RNA of Physcomitrium patens, 857 nucleotides long. The record is from RefSeq and is a predicted model, not a curated record. Lineage: Eukaryota; Viridiplantae; Streptophyta; Bryopsida; Funariales; Funariaceae.
AAUUCCGAUACCGUGGCUUGAUUGUGUCUCUGACAUAGUGUCCCAUGUCUAUGCUAUCGGAUUUCCCUCGUGGCUACAUAAAGGUCUGAGCUGGUGGCUCCAAGCAGCAGUGCCACAUUUUGUAUCGUAAGUUUCGACCUCACCCACCAGUGCAAUGACGAACAUCAUUGUUGUGCUUGCAGCCUGCUGCUGCCGGCUUGAAUGGGAUAUUCAUGGAGGCUUGGGAGAGCCUAUCACUAUCGACCCGCCAGUGGACAUUACGCCGAUUUUAGAAUGUUGCGGUACUUCACUCCUGGCGCGAAGGUUGGAGCUUCAAAUGAAUCCUACCCGGUUGCGUAGUUUGCUGGCCAAAUGGGUGUCUUCGGUCGUUUUCGCGCCAGGUUUUAGACCACUCGAUGAUCAGUCUAGAUCGCGUUGCUUUGGCACGGCCCUUCGGUUAUUUAUUGGAAUGAGAGGACGUUAAUACACAAGGCAGGGGAAUAGGUACAAUUCAAGUUCCGUUUGUUGUGGGCGCUGAUAGAUUGCUUCGGGGUAAGAGAGACAGCAAUCCGGAAUUAGCUCAUAACCGAAUACUCUUUCGUAAGUCAAUCUGGUAUGAAGAUGUUCAAUUACGACACUGUACUGUGUUAUGGGUACAGUGAAAUUGGACAAAUUUUUGGAAUCAUGUCAGCGGGGUUUUCAGUCAAGGAGAAAGCCAUGAGAGCUUACUAGUAGCGGAACUUGUGUGUUCCUGGCUUGAUUUUAUUACGGAUCGUAUUGACAAGAACAUCCAUAUGCUAUUUGAAACAUAUUGGAAAUAAAUUUGUAACUUGAGCUGUCCGUUCAUAGCCGCUGACAGAAAUAAGUUGAUAUCUGCA